GCGCACUCACUGCUGCUUCUAUCUCUCUGGGGCAGGGAGCCUCCCGGCUCUGCGCUGCGCGGAGGUCCGUGGAGGUCGCAUGUGGAGGGCCAUGUACCAGCUGCAGGCAGCGGGCCACAGCUGGGACCUCAGAACCUUCCUCUGUGCAUUGGACCCAGAUGGCACCUGCACUGGGCAUGGCCACCAAUACCCAAUGAACUGAAAGUAUCCACUCUGGUCCCUGUCCCUUGCAAGACGGUGUCAUCUGUUGUCCUUCAGUGACCUUGAAGAAAGCAGCCAGGCAAGACCAAAAGCAGCUUGGUUCCCAGAGAAGAUCCUGGGGCACAGCCUGGUGGAGGGCAGCCCAGACUCUGCAGCACACUGGCUUCAUCAGGGACAGUGCAUACCUCUUGCAAGAACUCUGAGCCAGAAGGCCCCUCCCAGGCCCAUAUCCCUGGGUUCCCUGGGGCAGCUCCUUCCAGGUGGUGUUGGACCUCCUCAGGCACAGGCACAAGGAAGAGCUGCCAGUCAGGCGGGUCAGGGUGGAAUGUCAGGCUUUGCCUGGCUUGCCCGCAGCCUGUGCCCACAGAAGCUACAGCCCACUAGCUUACCUACCAGGGGCCCCACAGUGAGGAAGAGGUCACAGCAGGGCCAGGGAUACAUCCUAGUCCAUGUCGGGCUAGAAAUGGGGCAAUAGCAGCUUCAGGGCCAUCCAGGCCUAAGCACCGAGGAGCUGGACCAUGGAGAGCUUCAUGGAGUCACUGAAUAGACUGAAGGACAUCCAUGAGACUGAGGUCCUGGGUCUGCAGAACAAGCUUCUGGAACUGAAUGCAGAGCGGUGCCGUGAUGCCCAGAGAGUAGAGGAGCUCUGUGGCAAGAACCAGCAGCUCAGGGAGCAGCAGAAGGUGCUGAAGGAUAACAUCCGGGUGCUGGAGAACAGGUUGAGGGCCGGGCUGUGUGACCGCUGCAUGGUGACUCAGGAGCUGGCCCGGAAGAAGCAGCAGGAGUUUGAGAGCUCCCUGCUUCAGAGUCUGCAGCAUGUCUUCAUCCUCACCAAUGAGAUGAACCGACUGCAGGAGGAAAAUGAAGCCCUGAAGAAGGAGGUGAAGCAGCUUCAGACCUCAGGUGAUGGGCCCAAGCCCCCGUGCAAGGAGGGUGCCUCGGACCCCCCUUCGCCCCUGCUACUCCCCUCUCCAGGCACCUGGAAGGCCAUCACGGAGAAGCCACCAGAAACCCAUGAGGAAGCUGAGGAUGACAAACCAGAAAAGUCGACUGGAUACAGGACAUCUCCUGGGACCAAAAUCUCCCCAGGUGCCAACCUGCCUGAGCCUCGGGCCCCAGACAUGAGCCCACAGAGAAUCUCCAACCAGCUGCACGGGACCAUUGCUGUGGUGCGACCGGGCUCGUGGGCCUGCCCUGCUGACCGAGUCUCUGCCAAUGGGACACCCCCACUGCUGCCUGCCAGAAGCAGCCCCCCCAGCCCACAAUACGAGCACUGCCUGUCCCUGGACAGCUUCCUUCGGGCCUCCCGCCCCGCCGUAGUGACCUACGAGGCCCUGAAGCGCUCUGUCCAGGCCGAUCGCCUCAGUCUCCUGAACCACCACCUCUCUCUGCGCCUCCGGAGCUCACACAGCAGCCCCCGAGCUGCAGCCACCAACAUGCCUGGUGGCCCCCAGUCCCAGAGCCUAAAGGUUGGGGAGACAGAGGCCUGGGAAGAACCAGCCAGCCUUCCUGGCACCCUGGUGGACAUACGGAACACUCAGCUGGAAGGAGCACUUCACCUGCUCCUGGCCCAACAGCUCCAGAUGCGGGGGCAGGGGGACAGUGCCAGGCCGAGAGGGCCCCCCUCACAGCCCUCCCCACCAGCUGGCUCUGACUCUGACAGUCCCGAGGGAGAGGCAGCCAGGACAGUCCUGCCUAGAGGGCAGCACCCACAGGCCAGGGUCCUGAGCAGCCCCACAGGAAAAGAAGUCACAGCCACCCUGGACUGUGUCCCAGAUAAGCCCUUGGACCUCUCUGAGUGGGGUCGGGGCCGGGGUGCCCCCAAGCCAGCCAGCAGGCCUGCACCACUUAGUCCCCCAACUGCCUGCACUCCAAGCUCAGAGCCCCCUCUGCAAGCUGAGCAACCUGUCCACUCUGAGCCCCUAACACCCAACCCCCAAACACUUAGCAAUGGCAGCAAGGGGAGCAAAGCACUUGAUCUGGAGGAGCCCCCCACUCCCCAGGGGUCCCCACACUCUCUCCCAGGACCUCAGCCCAGCCUAGCCUCUCCAGAUGGGCUGGAAGAUGAGGACAGAGAGAGGCUGAGGCUGGCCCACAACCUGAAGAGACCUGGUACCAAUGGCCAUACAGAACACGAGACCCAAGGACACCAGUCAGAGUCAGAGGAGUCAGAAGAGCCAGCCACCUUGGACAGUGAGGUGGGGCCAAGUUCCAAAGCUGGUGCCAUGCAGAGCACAUCGGGAGAGAGACCCAGGUGCUUCUGCACCACGGAGCAUGGGCAGGGUCUCCAGCAGAAGAGGAAGCGGGCCGAGGACCCCUGGAGCAAAGGUAGGGCAGCCUCCAAGAAGCCACCCCAAGAAAGAAGAAAUCUAAGAGAUUCCCUGACCACAACCAUGGGGCCUGGGAGCCCGCAGGAGCCUGCGGACAGAAACCUUGCACCUGGAAACAGCAGUUGGGAAGAGACCUAGCAAGGCCUCAGGAAUGCUGCCUGCCCAGGCCAAGCUCCCACUGACCACACAGAAGCCCCACAAAAACUCCCCAGAAGGCGGAGGAAUUAGUCCCCACCCACAUCCAGAUGGCUGAUGAAGGCUGAGAAGGAGGGUCUACAGCUGGUCUUCUGAGCCCCACAAUUCUACCCACCCCAGCAAUGGUGGGUUACCUUGCAACCCCACCUUCCAGUGCUGUCAGGGUCUGGAGUCCAGAGAGGCAGGAAUGGCUCAGACUCCAGCGCAGCCCCUACCCCAGCCACAGGCACUGGAGACACUACAGCCCACCCCCACUUCCCUCACCUCCUCAUCCCCUCCCACUGCCAACAACCAUCCCAUCUAAGACCCCUCUGGCAUCCCAAACUCCCAGGCGCUGAGCUCCUCUGCUGCUACCCCAUCACCUUUGCCCUGAGCCGUGGUCUCGGGUGCCCUCUUGUGGAACCCCACAAAUAGGCACUUGUCAGGUGCUGGAAGGAGGGUUAGUCUGGAAGUAAGUCCCAGAGAAAUUCCUAGAGCCUGGAGAAUGGUGAUAAAGAGGGAUGGCAUGUGACUGGCAGGCCAGGGAGCAGCCGACCUCCACCUGCCUGGGCAGCUGACUUAAGGCUCUAGAAUGUACCCUGGGACGGGGAGGGGGCCACUCCCUUCAAGGCACCAGUCUAACUUGCAGGGUUUCACAGAGAUCAGGACUGGAGGGGGAUAAGGGGUAGAGGUGGCACACAGGGAACAGAACAGACUGCACAGCAGUUUCCACAGAUCAUCUCCUCACUGAACUGAGUCCAGUCAUCUGCAGAACUACAGAGCAGCUUGUCCAGCUCCCAUCCCCUGAGCUGCCACUUUCAAAGGAGGCCCUGUUUCCAAGUACCCCCGUGGAAGGGGCUCCAACAGACUUAUGUGCCCCAUCCUGAGCCCCAGAAUCCUGGGGGUGAGUCUGGGAAGCUCCAGGGACAACUGCUCUGUGCGUAAAGGUUAAGGACUGCCACUGCCCAGGGAAAUGCAGAACAUGGCGACACUGAGCUGGGGCAGGGGGAGGUCUGAGGUGAGCUGGGGUUACAGGCCUAAUGGGGAUCAGAGUCCCCCACCUUGUUCAUUCUGGCCUAUCUGCCUGGUGUCCUAGGAGGCCAGAAGGUCUGCAGACACCUAUCACAUAGAGAUGAGAAAUUGUACUCAUGUGUCAACAACCUUACCAUAAACUAUUCGUCCCCAAUAAAAUGAUUUAAAAAUA
This is a messenger RNA of Erinaceus europaeus (western European hedgehog), 3909 nucleotides long. It is a transcript of the gene RBBP8NL, whose product is annotated as RBBP8 N-terminal like. Bases 720 to 2669 code for a protein of 649 amino acids. Gene Ontology annotation, biological process: double-strand break repair via homologous recombination; DNA double-strand break processing involved in repair via single-strand annealing. The record is from RefSeq and is a predicted model, not a curated record. The transcript is spliced from 16 exons. Lineage: Eukaryota; Metazoa; Chordata; Mammalia; Eulipotyphla; Erinaceidae. Gene Ontology annotation, molecular function: damaged DNA binding; single-stranded DNA binding; double-strand/single-strand DNA junction binding. Gene Ontology annotation, cellular component: site of double-strand break.